Fulvia fulva is the source of this 378-nucleotide messenger RNA. RefSeq lists its product as uncharacterized. Lineage: Eukaryota; Fungi; Ascomycota; Dothideomycetes; Mycosphaerellales; Mycosphaerellaceae. The record is from RefSeq and is a predicted model, not a curated record. The coding region runs from base 1 to 378 and encodes 125 amino acids. The transcript has a single exon.
AUGUCAUUGGACGGCCUGAAGAAGCUUGACGAUCCGAACAUAGAAAAGCUGGACGACCAGGCAGCGGGUUGGCUGUAUAUGAUGCGCAGACCGGAGGAAGAAGACCUGAAAGAUUUGCUGGAGCAGUCGGCAUUCGCCCCGCUCAUUGAACAUGCAUAUCAUCGCAAGUUUGCGCGGACUUCGAAAGGAUACUACUGCCUUGCGCCAAGCGGCGCGCGGGAAGGAGAUCUGGUUGCGCUGCUGGAGGGUGGUGAUGUGCCCUUCAUUAUUCGCGAAUAUGGAGAGCAGUGGUUGAUUGUGGGCGAAUGCUACGUGCAUGGUAUUAUGAAUGGUGAAGCGUAUGAUGCCGCUCGGUGUCGCGGGUUCCGUUUCCGCUAG